Messenger RNA from Rotaria sordida, 2007 nucleotides. Lineage: Eukaryota; Metazoa; Rotifera; Eurotatoria; Philodinida; Philodinidae. The record is from the annotation of a GenBank genome assembly.
AUGGGUGAAAAUGAUAAAGCAGAACACGUUUUUACGAUGUUACUCGAACAAGCAACCGAUGAUGACAAUAAUAAAGCAUAUUGUUAUCACUGCCUUGGGCUCAUUAAACGUAACCAAGGACAAUAUAAUGUAGCCAUCGACCUUUACGAAAAAUCACUUAAAAUAAGAGAAAAGGCUCUGCCUACGAAUCAUACCGAUUUGGCUACUUCCUAUAACAACAUCGGUGAAGUGUAUAACAACAUGGGUGACUACUCGAAAGCACUUGAAUUUUACGAAAAAUCACUUAAAAUAAGAGAAAAGGCGCUGUCUACGAAUCAUACCGAUUUGGCUACUUCCUAUAACAACAUCGGUGAAGUGUAUAACAACAUGGGUGACUACUCGAAAGCACUUGAAUUUUACGAAAAAUCGCUUAAAAUAAGAGAAAAGGCUCUGCCUACGAAUCAUCCCGAUUUGGCUACUUCCUACACUUGCAUCGGUCUAGUGUAUAACAACAUGGAUGACUACUCGAAAGCACUUGAAUUUUACGAAAAGUCACAUCAAAUCUACGAAAAAGCUCUGCCUCCGAAUCAUCCCGAUUUGGCUACUUCCCACAACAGCAUCGGUCAAGUGUAUAACGACAUGGGUGACUACUCGAAAGCGCUUGAAUUUUACGAAAAAUCACAUCAAAUCUACGAAAAAGCUCUGCCUCCGAAUCAUCCCGAUUUGGCUACUUCUCACAACAGCAUCGGUCAAGUGUAUAACAACAUGGGUGACUACUCGAAAGCACUUGAAUUUUACGAAAAAGAUCUCGAAAUCACGAAAAAAGCUCUGUCUCCGAAUCAUCCCGAUUUGGCUACUUCCUACACUUGCAUUGGCCAAGUGUAUAACAACAUCGGUGACUACUCGAAAGCACUUGAAUUUUGCGAAAAAGAUCUCGAAAUCACGAAAAAAGCUUUGCCUCCGAAUCAUCCCGAUUUGGCUACUUCCUACAGCAACAUCGGUGAAGUGUAUAACAACAUGGGUGACUACUCGAAAGCACUUGAAUUUUACGAAAAAUCACAUCAAAUCUACGAAAAAGCUCUGCCUCCGAAUCAUCCCCAUUUGGCUACUUCCUACACUUGCAUUGGCCAAGUGUAUAACAACAUCGGUGACUACUCGAAAGCACUUGAAUUUUACGAAAAAUCACAUCAAAUCUACGAAAAAGCUCUGCCUCCGAAUCAUCCCUCGUUGGCUACUUCCUACGGCAACAUCGGUGAAGUGUAUAACAACAUGGGUGACUACUCGAAAGCACUUGAAUUUUACGAAAAAUCACUUAAAAUAAGAGAAAAAGCUCUGCCUCCGAAUCAUCCCUCGUUGGCUACUUCCUACGGCAACAUCGGUCAAGUGUAUAACAACAUGGGUGACUACUCGAAAGCACUUGAAUUUUACGAAAAAUCACAUCAAAUCUACGAAAAAGCUCUGCCUCCGAAUCAUCCCUCGUUGGCUACUUCCUACGGCAACAUCGGUCAAGUGUAUAACAACAUGGGUGACUACUCGAAAGCACUUGAAUUUUACGAAAAAUCACUUAAAAUAAGAGAAAAAGCUCUGCCUCCGAAUCAUCCCUCGUUGGCUACUUCCUACGGCAACAUCGGUGAAGUGUAUAACAACAUGGGUGACUACUCGAAAGCACUUGAAUUUUACGAAAAAUCACUUAAAAUAAGAGAAAAAGCUCUGCCUCCGAAUCAUCCCGAUUUGGCUACUUCCUACACUUGCAUUGGCCAAGUGUAUAAUGACAUGGGUGAUUAUUCGAAAGCACUUGAAUUUUACCAAAAAUCACUUAAAAUAAGAGAAAAAGCUCUGCCUCCGAAUCAUCCCCAUUUGGCUAUUUCAUAUGGCAACAUCGGUCAAGCGUAUAAUAAUAUGGGCAAUUACUCCAAGGCACUUUCGUUUCUCGAAAAGGCGCUAACUAUUCAACAGAAAACACUUCCGGCAUCACAUCCUUAUAUUAAAGAAACGAUACGUAGAAUUAACAAUGUUAAAAAGGUGUAA